CCCCGUGGUCCGCCUAGAAAACGGCAACCGCCCAGAAAGGCGGCCGUCGCCGUCGACACACCACAAUCUUGCCAAGAGAAGAAGAAAGAAAAAAGGAAGGAGCCCAGCCAGCACAUUGCGGCUCUUUGCUUUCGCGCAGCGACCCAGGCUGUCUUCUGACCAAGGGCGCCCUCCUCGCCCACCCUGCCAUUGAGCCUGCCGCCGCUGCCUUUUCCAUCCCGCGUUUUCCUUGCACCAACUCAUUCCUCGACACGACCGCUGUCAUUGAUGCUCUGAGCAAGAGGAUGGUCCAGCGUCAAUCCUUGACGGCCCCCUCUCGAGCCUUAGCCACCAGGCCUUGACUACACUGUCGCUGCUAGCUUCCUAUUGCGCCUGUCGAGUCUGUUGCGCCUGUCGAGUCUGCCUUGGAGCACGGUGCUGUCCCUUUCUAGACCCACGCCCCCCUACCCAAAUCCUCCUUUUCCGCCUGGGCUGGUGAUCUCUUGAUCUUGCCCGCACGCUCAAGUCGACUCAACCCACAGCGUCGCGCCCGAGCCAUCUCGCGCCACGUCGCUGUUCGGUUAUUCCGUCUCAUUUUGCCUGACCACGCUCCUGGCAUUUAUUUCCUGCCUAGGCCCAGGCUUUCUGGCGUUCGUCGCAAAGGCGCGCUCCCUGCUUCUUGGCCCCACCCGUCGGGCUGACAGCGUCCAUCUCCCGCCCUCCAGCUAACUGCGCAACGGCGCUGUGGCUUGCUUGUGCAGUCCAAACGACGUCAGCCGUAUCGCUUCCUUUUUAACCCCUCCAAGGCCACCACCACCGCCGCCACGCCUACGAGAGAAAACGCAAGCCUGCUGCCCUGCUGCCCUGCACGACUGCAUCUGUCCUGUCCAGUUUGACGCCCGUUGUGCUGCGCCCCUGAACAUUCUUUUCCUUCCUUCAUCUACUUCCAAACGUCCCUUCCACCCCCCACAUCUCUCCCUCGACCAUCACGCGCCACCGCCACUCACUUGCCCACUCACUUGCCUUUUUCCCCAGCCGGGCCUUUUCCGUGCCUUGUCGCCGAAACGGUCGAUAAGAUGAACGGCAGCGGCGCAAACGCGGCAUCGCCCGCUCACUCGAUGCCGGGUAGCCACUCGCGGCCCGUGCUGGGCUCUGCUCAGGGGCCAGAUAAAAUCCCCAGACAACUCCAGAACCAGCAAAUGGGCAUGCCUGCUAGCAUGCUCGACUUCUAUGUGCUCCAGCAGGAUGGCCCAUAUUUUGCCGGUCUGAGAUCUCAGCGGCAGAGCCAAGCGCACUUGGGGAACAUUACCGGGCUACCCCCGGCUUUCCACCAAUAUCGGACGACAUUCACUCCCUCCGAGUCCUCGGUCGUUCCUCCCAGCAACGCGACAGACUCGGGGUACGGGAGCGGUCAUCGCCCCAGCGUCGGAAUUCCCUCGACCUAUGGAGGGGACGCGGACCAUUUGACCGACACCCAGAGCGUGACGGGCCGGAUGGAAGAUCUGUCCACCUCCAACCUCUCCAACUUCCCUAUCGACCACAGUUCCCAACGGAGCGCCAACAUCGCCAGCUGGAGCCAGCCCGAUGAGCGACUGAUGCCAAACAACGGCAAUAAUCAAGUGCUCGACGCCAAUGAGUGUCAUCUUUGCCACGAAAAUCACAGGACACCUUCAGACCUGAAAAAACACAUAGCCCGCCAUACGAGGCCGCACCUUUGUCAGGUAGCCAAUUGCCCGCGUACCCGGGGCUUCAGCACUGCCAAUGAUCUGGCACGACACACCCGCAGCAGACACCCAGAUAUCAAUGCCCAGGGGCAUUUUUACAAGUGCAAACUGGGGCUCUGUGCGAAUGGGCGCAAGCUUUGGCCUCGGGCUGAUAACUUUCGGCAACACUUGGUGAGGAAGCACGGCUAUCUUGCCACUACCGAGAACAUCGACGAGUUCAUUUGCAGCGUGGCAGAGCCGGCAGCCGAGUCCAGUGGUAACAAUCCCGUCGGCAUGCACACCACUGAUGUUGGCUCGGACCCCGUCGCAAUCCAAUCGCUUGCCUCGCGCGCCCUUGGGACCCGAGUUGGCCUGGAAGUCGGUCAGACUGACAGCCGUAUGGCCGAUCCCAACCUGGAUUUUUCUCACCAUGACAGCUCCAUGGUUGGCAUCCAAUUCUCUGGAAUGGCCCCGCCCACCGACAGUGCAAACCAGGUCGAACUUCGCCACUCGGAUGAUGGGCAGGUCAUGCAUUCCAGACGCGAAGACCUCCACCAAGAUCUCCACAUAGACUCUGCCUUGCCGCAAGCACCAUAUCCCUUCUCGAGAUCCGACGCGCUAGAAACGUGGUCUGGAGACGAGCCGGUUCGAAGUUCUACCCCGGAGCCUGCCCUGGCCACUGGGAACCCCCACAUUACAAUUUACCAAGAUGGACAGUCGAGCAGCCGCCUCCAGCUCUACCCUCCUGUCGCCACUGGUCUAUCAAGCAGUGGGAGGCUCUCGGUAGGCUCCGAGGCUGACCCAAAUCAUGACACUUUUGUGGAUCUGGACGAAGAUCGCGCGUCCGAUUGCCAGCCCACGGAUCCCCACGACGAUCAGGAUCUUCCCGACGAGGACGACAGUUCGGUAACCAAUCCCGAGACAGAACCUCGGUCAAUCCCGACCAUCUCGCUUGAAGAGGUUGCUCAGGAGCCUGUGCCAAGCCCGAUUGCCGAGAGCGUUCCCAAGAUGUCUCGCCCUACACCGAGCGAAGGCCACAGUACUGGCGCAAUGGUUCCCCUGGAAUUGGAGAACCUUCUCAAGCAGGUAGAGGAGACUGAUGGCCCUAGAACGCUUGACAAGAUCCUGGAGAAGUUCGGGUACGAGAAAUCGGGGUCAUCUUCUUCAAAGUCAAAGAAGUCGCCUUGCAGCAACAACAGUGGGGGCAGCGGGCCCAGCGUGGUUUGCAAGUUUCAGAAUUGUGGUGCAUCCUUCCACCGAGAGUGCGAGCUAAGGAAGCACAUGAAGCGGCAUGACAGGCCGUACGGAUGUACGUUCAAAGCGUGCACAAAACGAUUCGGCAGCAAGAGCGAUUGGAAGCGCCACGAAAACAGCCAGCACAGCCCAGUGGACGUCUGGAAAUGCGACGAAUAUGCCAGACCACUACCAGGUCGCAGUCCCAAUGAGCAGAGAUGCGGCAAGGUUUGCUAUCGGCGCGAGACCUUCAAGGCCCACCUCCAACGAGAGCACGGGUUUGACGUGUCCCUGUCCACCGGCAAUGCCCAUCGCGUCGCCGCAAAACUUGCAUCAUGCCGAAGAGGGGAGCAGGAUUGUGAAUCUGCAUUUUGGUGUGGCUUCUGCGUUCGCCGGGUCGACGCAGUCGAGAACGAUGGCCGCGGGACCGAGCGGUUUAAUCAUAUCGACGCCCACUUGAGCGGCCGAAACAUGAAGAUACGGCACUUUGACGAGUGGAGAUACGACGACCACGAUGGGCCGUCGCAUCUUGAUGCAGGGCCUUCAUCCGCCGCCCAAUCGACAUCAGGGGGUUCUGGGCGGUCCUUUACCAGCUCUCCGUCCAGCGACUCUUCUCGGGACAAGCGGCGUUCUGGGACCAACCACGAGGAGCACACAAGGCGCGCCAAGCGCCCAAAGGUCGGAGGAUCCUCAGUUUGGUUUUGUUGCGACUGCAACUAUUUCAACUUGGUAGCCCUCGCGGAUACCUGCGGAGGCGGCGGUUCCAACCCAGACUGCACACACUCUCGUUGCCCCAACUGUUCUGUCAUGGAGUCUCAUGCAGAAAUGGAUCUCCCCGAGGUGACGUGAAUGGUCUGGCCUCCUCUUGGUACUACUUUCCCUUUCACUGCCAUGAUGUAUCAUGAUAACGACGAUGACGGCGUUGACGAACUGAAGGAUUGUUUGGAUCACAUGCAUAUUUUAAUCGCUACCUCGUAUGUUGCUGUCGAGGGAUACAACCGUAUUUCUUUCUUGUCCGGUUUUUUUUUUUCCUUUCCUUCUCAGACGGCAGCGGUGGAAAGCAUGAUAUCCUCCCGGUUUUUCUUUGGUAUUUUCAGCAAUGCUUGGCCUGUUUCAAAAGCACUUCGUCGUCGGGGACCACUUGCUCAUCUGUCAUCUACGUCGAUUUUAUACGCAAAUAGUGACAAUCUUGUGGGUUACAAACAAAAUCCCCAACCUGUCCACGUCGCCGGGCACGACUGCCCGACCCCCUGCUGGAGAUAAUCAGCAUUGACGGCAAGCGUGCC
Messenger RNA from Gaeumannomyces tritici R3-111a-1, 4201 nucleotides. RefSeq lists its product as hypothetical. Gene Ontology annotation, molecular function: DNA-binding transcription factor activity, RNA polymerase II-specific; RNA polymerase II cis-regulatory region sequence-specific DNA binding. The coding region runs from base 1056 to 3764 and encodes 902 amino acids. The transcript has 4 exons. Gene Ontology annotation, biological process: regulation of transcription by RNA polymerase II. The record is from RefSeq and is a predicted model, not a curated record. Gene Ontology annotation, cellular component: transcription regulator complex; PcG protein complex. Lineage: Eukaryota; Fungi; Ascomycota; Sordariomycetes; Magnaporthales; Magnaporthaceae.